CGCCGAGAGGUGCAGCGGAGUGCCAGCAGUGUCAGAUCGCACGUCGCGGAGCCAACUUAGAUGCCUAGAUAGACUCGCGUACUUUCCAUACGUAGCAACGCGCGCAUGAAAGCCGGGUGAGGGAGCCCGUAAUGGCAAGCACGAUUGCAGGCAAAUGCGAAGGCCAGAUCGCAGGGCAGGGGUGUGUCGGGUGCAUUCUGCCGGUGAGGGUGCAUUCACAAGAGCAUGGAAGGGCUUGUAUGAGGCACGGGAACGUGAUCCCAGGCUUCAAGUCCUUGGGUCCAUGGAAGACCAGGCAGAUCGCACGCAAGGAGGGAUGCUAGGAUAAGCGUUGCUUGGUUGAACUUCGAAACCUAUCACGACGAAAGGUAUGCGGAAGGCGUGAGACUGAAUUCUUGCUGUGCAUGCUUGAAGCUUGAAUGUUCGAACGCAUGAGGUUGAUGGGAUACUUUUUGAGUGCCAACAAGCGUUGUAUGCCUGACACAGCGCAUCGUGAGAUCGAAUGGAGCCGGGUUUCAGCGAUCUGUAUGUUGGUCUCACAUUCAUCAGCACACUCCUAACUCCUAUACAUACUGAUGUUUAGCUUUCUGUAUAAGUUCGAGGACCAGGUACGGGGCAGAAAAAUGGGGUUGCUGAAAUCUGAGACAUUUGCGGCCGGCGCAAGCGCCCCCUGGAAUGAGCGUCUGCGCAGUGCGUAUUCGGAACCGAGGCAAUCUGGUACUUUCUGGGCUUGCAGCCCGGAGCAGAGAACGAAAGACAUAUGGUGUGGUUAGCCGCGAC
Molecule: messenger RNA, 780 nt
Organism: Heterobasidion irregulare TC 32-1
Lineage: Eukaryota; Fungi; Basidiomycota; Agaricomycetes; Russulales; Bondarzewiaceae
Exons: 1
Coding region: 576-773 (65 amino acids)
Source: RefSeq, a predicted model, not a curated record